Messenger RNA from Penicillium cosmopolitanum, 930 nucleotides. Its product is annotated as YWTD domain-containing protein. The transcript has a single exon. Bases 1 to 930 code for a protein of 309 amino acids. The record is from RefSeq and is a predicted model, not a curated record. NCBI's taxonomy places the organism in Eukaryota, Fungi, Ascomycota, Eurotiomycetes, Eurotiales, Aspergillaceae.
AUGUCGCCCUUGAGCAGACCCAGGAUCUUAGUCCUAGAUAUCGGGCUUUCCAGAGACACUCCAGACUCAUGUUCUGGGGAGAUACUCGAAUUCACUCCAGACGGAGCCAAUCAACGAGUUCUGGUACACAAGCAAGCGCUACCGGACGGCUUGGUAGUGGAUGUUGUCCGUCAGCGCAUGUAUUGGACGUGCAUGGGGCUACCGGGAAAUCCUGACGGCGCCCUUUACUCCGCCAACAUAGAUGGAGCAGACAUCCAGACGGUCGUUGCGCCGGGCGUGGUGAACACCCCUAAACAGUUGACCCUUGAUACAGAGUCGGCGAAGCUCUACUUCUGUGAUCGGGAAGGGCUGUGCGUAUACCGCUGCAACGUCGAUGGUUCCGACCUCGAGGCGCUGAUCGCAACUGGCGAACCCGGCAGUCCACCAGAUGGCAUGACCUUCUGUGUUGGCAUCGCCGUAGCACCCAAAUUGGGCAAGUUCUACUGGACGCAAAAAGGGCCAUCCAAGGGUAAUCGAGGGCGUAUUUUCUGCGCGAACAUUUCCACGCCGACAGGACAGUCAGCGGCGUCGCGGAGCGAUAUCCGAUGCAUCCUCAAUGAUCUACCCGAGCCAAUUGAUCUCGAGAUCGAUGAGGCCUCGAGCACUUUGUACUGGACAGAUCGGGGUGAGCUCCCCUGGGGCAACUCGUUGAGCCGCGUCCGGCUAGAUGAAUCUGGUCUACCGCUGCCGACGACGGCUUCUCCCCAAAAGUAUGAAGUCCUCGCGCGACAUUUCAGUGAAGCCAUCGGCCUCAAGCUGGAUUCCGAGCGUGGCGAAAUCUAUGUAGCAGACCUGGGCGGAUCUAUUUAUCGCUGUGAUAUGGAUGGGAAACAGAAGUUGAAGAUAUACUCUGAGGACUCUCGAGCUUUCACGGGGAUCGCUCUGCUUUGA